AACUCGAAGCUAGCGCAGUAUGUGCGCUCCAAUAGGGGUACCGAUCUGGUUUACCACGAGGGAAAUACCUAUACGCCCAAUGAAAAGUUGAGGGAGGGCCAGAAGAGUCGCGACUGGAAGUGCUCCAUGUAUCACAAGGCCAAGUGCCGGGCGCGCCUGGUUACCCGAAUCACCAGGGGCGGGGAUAUUAUCCACGUAACCAGCAACCGGCACACGCAUCCCACAAUGUACACCACGCAGAAAAUGGACACACGCGUGGAGGACCGAAAACUUAGCCUCGAGAGGAAUCCACUCUGCAUUAACACACGGUCGAUUAAAAUGUAGAGCAAGUAAUCAGACAUAAUCUCUGAUUCGACCAAUUUGAUCAUAUCUUAGUUUGCCUUUCGAAACUGAAGCAUCUUCCAGUAGAUUCAAUAUACGAUAAGGACGGCAACUGUUUGGACUUUUUCCCCAACAUUCGAAUCGUUCGGACUCAACAAAAGAAGGUU
Messenger RNA from Drosophila takahashii, 488 nucleotides. Lineage: Eukaryota; Metazoa; Arthropoda; Insecta; Diptera; Drosophilidae. The record is from RefSeq and is a predicted model, not a curated record.